ACUCCCUGCCACUCCAACUGUCCGCUGUCCAAAGAGCCCCCUCCCCCUCAGAGAGAGAGACAGAGAGAGAGAGAGAGAGAGAGAAAGUCGUACUGAGCACGCAGCCUUCACUCAACAGCGUUCUUCCCCACUCCCUCCCAUACAUACAGUACAUACAUACUCACUCACUCCCUCCUUCUCCCGCCCUCCUCCUUUACUCACCCCCCCGCCCAACAUGUCGCCCUCAACAACAACAACCUCCUCCGGGACGCCACAGAGGUUCCCUUACUACUCUCCCCCCGCUCCCUACAACACAGACUCAGACUCAGACUCAGACUCCCUCCUCGCUCACAACCAGCACUGGGCUUACCCUACUCCACAGCAACACUAUCACUCAAACCGCCGCCGCUGCAAAACCAUAACCGCAACCCUCAGGCUCCGUGAAACCCUCUCCUCCCGCCACAACUCAACAACAUUCUCAACAAGCUCAGCAGCACACUCUUAUGCAACUCGCAAACUCCCAGGCUCUUUCCACCACUCCCCACAACACAUCGAUACUACCGGUUACGACAAGAUAUUCGCCGCUGAAUGGUUGGACGACGAGAACGUCGUGGUUGGGACAAAGUGUGGGAAACUUGUCGUUUGUGACGUGGAUAAGGGGAGGAGGGUGGAGAUUCCCACCGUAAGGGACCUACAAUGGGGGACGCAUUCGGAGGAAUCCGCUGGGGGAGGCUCAGGCUCAGGGAUCCGAUGCAUUGCGAUCAAUCCAUCGCGGACACUCAUCGCCGUCGGAGUCGGGUUCCCCUUAGGAUGCGUUGAAAUAUUCAGCCUACCAUCCUUCCAAGUCGUCGGAGUACUUCAAGGCCACGAAGAUCUCGUCUUUUCGCUCGCCUGGAUCUCCGAUACCUGCCUCGCUACGGGAUCAAGAGACGCUACCAUCGCCUUAUGGGACGUCGAUUGCAACUGCGACGGUCACAUCCAACCCACACGGCGAAUCGUAUCCCCCUCCUCCUUCGGUGCCCCCUACAGCAUCCACACCCCAACCUUCCGCGCCCAAAAACACCGCGACCGCGUCCGCGACCUCCACUACUCCCCCACCACCCACACCCUCGCCACCCUCAGCACCGACGGCCUCCUCAAACUCUGGGACUGCCGCACAACAGCGACAACCCACUCCUUACCCCCAACAACAACAUCCACAAUCAUCCUCCGAUACCGUGACGAACUCACCUGUCUCGCCCAGGACUCUUCACAGAAUACAAACCUGUACGCGGUGGGGUCAGCAGCAAAAGUAUCCAUCAUCGACCCACGCAUCAACACCGUAGCCACAGCGUUCGAUUCAUGCGACGACGGCUGGGGCGUGCGUUCCCUCCUCUUCAAAGGCGAGAUGGUCGUCGUCGGCGGCGGAAAAGGCCGUAUCGCCUUCUGGGACGCCCGCGCAGCCAAAUACAUCUCCUGGGUCGAGUCCCCCCCCACUUCCUCAACCUCACAACAACCCACCGCCGCUCCCAAUGACGCAAAUGACAACUCCUCCGAAGAAGAAGAAACACUAAGCACACCCGAAUCUCAUGCCCCGCCCUCCCUCACGCGGACACCCACCCUCCAUCCGCACCGCCGUCUCUCCACGCAUCUGCUCACCCACCUGCCUGCGAACCAUACGGCGUGGCAUACGACGGGGGAGGGGUAUCUGUUACCGAACGAGGUGUGGAGAAGUCAUUUUAGGGGCUAUGCGGUGAAGAACGCGCCGUAUGUGAUGCGGUUUGCUGAACGGGGAGGCGUGGGAUUGGGAAGAUUGUUUGUGGCUGGCGGGCCGUUGCAGGUCAAUUUGGAGGGGAGUUGGGCGGGCGUUUUUUGGUAGUCGAUUUGACGGGAGGCGGGGGGUUAUGUUACCCGGGUACCUAUUGACUUGACCUGUAGGUUUUAUUUGGUUUGGCGUAGUUUUAGAGAGUAUGGUAGAGAUGUAGGUAGACCUUAGAGCCCUUGUAUGCGAAUCUUGAGCGGGGAGGAAACCUGAUAGAACACGACGGUUCGUAGAUUAGAAAUGGAUGUAAACGUUACAUACAGC
Fimicolochytrium jonesii is the source of this 2044-nucleotide messenger RNA. Its product is annotated as WD40-repeat-containing domain protein. Gene Ontology annotation, molecular function: protein binding; anaphase-promoting complex binding; ubiquitin ligase activator activity. The coding region runs from base 215 to 1837 and encodes 540 amino acids. NCBI's taxonomy places the organism in Eukaryota, Fungi, Chytridiomycota, Chytridiomycetes, Spizellomycetales, Powellomycetaceae. Gene Ontology annotation, biological process: anaphase-promoting complex-dependent catabolic process; positive regulation of anaphase-promoting complex-dependent catabolic process; positive regulation of ubiquitin protein ligase activity. The record is from RefSeq and is a predicted model, not a curated record. Gene Ontology annotation, cellular component: anaphase-promoting complex. The transcript has 2 exons.